CCGAAACGCCAAUAAUAAUGAAGAAAAAAAUAUUCAAAGUGACCUCGAGACUCGGUUCCGUCUAUUCGUCGGUGUGACGUGUUACCGAGUGGAGACAAUCGAGUGCGAUAAUUUUUUAAAUUUCCUUCAAGUCCAUUUCAUUUAAUUGUUCAUUCUGUCUUACUCCCUCUCUGUCUGAAUAAUUGUCUCUCCUCGUCGAGUGGGCGGAGCUCCCCUCGCCCUCCUCCAACCCCUCCACCGGAUCCUAACCAACCUGAGCCCAGGCACAUUCUGGUGAUUCGGCUGUUCCGUUCAGUUCUAUUCAGUUCUCAGUUUCGUCGGGAUUCAUUCCGAUUCCCUCGGUCAUUGUGUACAUUAGAUUACUCACACAACGUCGUGCAUUCUGUUUUCUCUCUCUCAUUUUUUCCUCUACCCCCCCCACGUUUUCAUGAAAAUACUCGAGUGAUAAGUGUAUAAGUGUGUAUGUUCUCCCCAUCCCUUCCCCCCAGGAGUGACUACAGUACGGCGUCGUGCGUCGUGCUCGAUAUACAAUAAUAUUCACGCGUUUUUUUUUCGUGCUCUGGGGAUAUGUAUCGAGCAUGCUCCUUCAAGAUUCAGACAGAAUAGUGGCAUGCGUCGAUUAAUCUAUGGCAGAUCAACAAGAUCAGUCGUCGCUCGGGGGGUCUGUAGAGAAGGCCAGUGCUUCAGCAGACGCCUCUAAAUUACGGGGGAAGAGCAGUGGCACUAGUGGUUACAGAAAACGACAGAGUACACCGACAGUUGUUGCGACAUUGGCGGAAAAACGGAGGAGACAAACUGAACCACAAACUUCACUGGUUUCUAGUGUUACUAGUAAUACACACAGACGUUCGGUUGAUUCGAGGGGCGAGGGUAAAAAUAAAGGGGAGAGAAAGGGACAUGGAGGUAGCGUAGGAACUCUCACUGAUAUUGAUUGGAGAGCACAGUCCAAGGGACAGCAUUCCACGAGUGGUGUCAGUACAACGAGAAAAAAUUCAACAAAACACAGUCAAGCUGAAUAUAAUCCUGCCCCAAUAGAUUGCGUAGCGUCACGUACUCGUUCACGUACACCACAAAAUCCACAAAGUGUUCAGGGAAGCAGUAGUUCAUUCGAUCACACAUCGUCGACAGUCUACAACAGUAGAAAGUCAUCGUCUGGAAAUAACAAUUUGAUAGCUGUAGCGAGUUCAUCGGUGAGCAAUAAUCCAGCGACAUCAAGAGGAGGACGAGCUACAAAAUCCCAAAGCACUGUUUCAAGCCACACAAACGGUGGUACGAGUAGUCAAGCAUUGGGUGUCAAGUCAAGCAUCAGAGUGGGUAACGCAGCUAGUAACUCUGUGGAGAGCGGUGGGGGGGCGUUGGCACAUGACGGGGCAGGGACUAGUGGUGUCACAUCCACGUCAGUUGUCAACCCCUCUGUGUCUGCCUCCACCAACUCGAGCCACCAUCAGCCCACUCACAAGCACUUGCUGCGUUCCCGAGUGAAACUCCCCUCGGAUCAGCCCAAAGAGUUGACCUCAAAGGUCCUCUCAAAACACAAGAAAGAGGCCUCAUCCUGCUCGAGUUCUCGCCACCGUUCGUCCUCUCGCGCUCGUAAAUCCUGUGACAAUCCAACCUCCAGUGGAGGUGCUCUCAUGUCAGCAUCUGAAUCCACUCCCACAACCCUUCCCACAACCACAUCAGUCCCAAGUCAACAGACCUCAACCCCUGGAGACGAGGACUCUGCUCCAGCGACAGCAGCAGCAGCAGCCGCAGCAGCAGCUGCCAGUGGUGGUCCCUCUGGUAUGUCGGGAACGACAGGUGACAGUGAGAGUGAUGAUGGCGAAGUUGGAAGACUCCAGGCGCUUUUGGAGGCACGUGGCCUCCCGCCCCACGUCUUCGGAGCCCUUGGCCCCAGGAUGCAGCACCUCUUGAACCGAAGUAUGGGCGCAAGUUCAGCUGCUAAGGCCCAACAACUGCUGGCAGGUCUCCAAGCUGUUGAUGACGAGGGAGAACAGCUACAGGCAGUGAUAGGAAUGGGAGAGAUUCUCGUCAUGGGAAAUGAAGAUACACUGACUGGCUUCCCGGUGAAACAAGUCGUAGCAGCAUUGAUAAAUCUCCUAGGAAUCGAGCACAACUUUGUCAUCAUGACACACGCCUGUCGUGCCCUGACCUACAUGAUGGAGGCCCUGCCUCGAUCGUCGACAGUCGUCGUAGAUGCGGUCCCAGUGUUCCUACAGAAGUUGGAAUCAAUCGAGUGCAUGGACGUGGCCGAACAGUGUCUCACAGCCCUAGCCAUGCUCUCGAGAAGACACAGCAAGACAAUCCUCCACGCCGGUGGUGUCUCGGCCUGCCUUAAAUUCGUGGACUUCUUCAAUAUCACAGCUCAACGUGCUGCCCUGACAAUAACAGCCAAUUGCUGUCAAAACCUUCACCCCGAUGACUUUCACCUGGUCGUUGAGAGUCUCCCAUUGCUCACCAGUAGACUCACCAAUCAGGAUAAAAAGAGUGUGGAGUGUGUCUGUCAGGCGUUCAGCAGACUCGUCGAUAGUUUUCAGCAUGAUCCUGUCAUGCUGCAUAAGAUUAUCACUGCUGAGUUGUUACAGAAUUUACAGCAAUUGUUGAUGAUUACACCCCCAGUCAAUAGCAUUGGGAAUUUUAUUACUGUAUUACGAAUGCUCUCUGUGAUAUCGAAUCGUUGUCCCGACUUGGCACAGCUUCUUCUCCAGCAGAAUAUCGCUUUUACUUUGAGUUAUCUUCUCACUGGAUCGUUGGAGGUCAAGACUGAGGAUGUUGACCUUGUGCCAAGAUCCCCUCAGGAGUGGUUCGAGAUCACUUGUCUCAUUGAGGAGCUCAUGCCUCCUCUACCCACAGAUGGAAUAUUCAGUGUCAAUAGUCUUCUAGAGAGGACUAAUAAUCAGCAGGAGACCGUUCACUGGGAGUGGAGGGACGAGAGACACUGCUGUCAUCCCUUCAGCACUAUUGAUUCAAGAAUCAUUGAGAUGGCUUUUCAGAACGGAGAGGACGAGAUUUGUCUUUCCACUCUGGGGAGAACCUACACCAUCGAUCUGACUAUGAUGAAGCAAAUCAACGAGGACAUUGGGAUGGCGAGGAGCAUCUUCAGGAGAGUCAUGACGGAUACUGCCGAGGGGAAGAGUCCCACGUGCUUGGGGAAUAUGGAUGUCGUACCACCGGUUAUUGAGACCAAUGAGUGGCUGGUGUCGUUCAUCAGAACACUUUUCUCUGUACUAUAUGAAGUUUAUAGUAGUUCUGCUGGGCCUGCUGUCAAGCACAAGUGUCUGAGGGCACUGUUGAGGAUGGUUUACUAUGCGUCCACUGAUUUGUUGAAGGAUGUAUUAAAAAAUCAAGUAGUAUCAUCCCACAUAGCCGGUAUGCUAGCCUCUCAAGACCUUCGAAUUGUGAUAGGUGCAUUGCAAAUGGCCAGUAUUCUGAUGAAGCGUCUGCCCCACGUAUUUGGUGUACAUUUUCACAGAGAGGGAGUAUUGCACCAAGUGCGACAAUUAGCCGAUCCCGAGGUACCUCUUGGUGUAUCACCACCCAAGUGCACUUCUGGUACAUCAUUGCCAAGUCCCCAACCAGGUCCAUCCAAUACACCAUUGUCAUCGACAGUGACACUAUCAUCUAGCAGUGCCACAUCCCCAGUUGCUUCACCCACAACUAAUGGAAAUAUUUUAUUUGGUUCAAUUGCAACUAGUCAAUUGAGACCAUGUCUCACAGCUACUAUGGAAACUAGAAGUCGUACUGAUUUGAGCUCGUCAGUUGAGGAUGCUGCGAGUACACCACAAAGUGCCCACUUAAGAAUCGGAGACGUCCUAAAACGCAAACGCCAAAACAAGAAAGGAAGGCUCUCGCGUCUUGGAAGUGCCACUACCCCUCAACAGUCCCCCCAAGCGGAAUCCCUCUUCACAGGUUUUGCCCAGAAGAACAAUCGUUUCCUGGGCAACUUGAACCCAGCGCGUUGGGGUAGGAAAUCAUCCGCCUCGAGUGCAUCAAGUGAUAAACGAGACUCAACCUCAUCAACAAGUCUCACCAAGCCCCCCAGCAAUCCCAGUCUAACCGGUGGCAAUCGCGAUAAAGCUAAAACCUGGGUUCGUGAGCAGGCAGGACAAUUUUUAUCGAGAUACCAGGAUGAUGCACCGUGCACCCAUCCAGCCCUGACAGUCCUCUCUCGUCUGACUUCGGCAAUUCAACGUCUCCAAUCCAACGAACUCGACGAGAUGCUCCCGGCCCUGACAGAACUCAGAGACAUAGUCCUGGAGAGUGACAUCUCACCCUUCGAGAUGAACUACAGUGGCCUGAUAAAAGCCCUCCUGAAUCACCUGACGACAACAGACGCCCCAGGGAACCGUUACGAUCGUCUCAGAAUGUUCUGGAAGCUCUUCGCCGAGUCGACAAUGCAGCAGGACAUCAACAGUCCAACCGACAGUCCCAUUGACAUGAAUCCAGGAGCCUUCGGUGCUCUCGUCAACAAACUCAACAGUUGUGUCGCACAGUUGGAACAAUUUCCCGUCAAAGUCCACGAUCUACCAGCGGGUUCUGGUGCUGGACGAGGUGGAACAAGUGCACUCAAAUUUUUCAACACGCAUCAGUUGAAAUGCAAUCUCCAACGACAUCCAGAUUGCAACAAUCUCAAGCAGUGGAAAGGAGGCACUGUGAAGAUCGACCCACUAGCCCUCGUCCAAGCUAUUGAGCGUUACCUCAUGGUUCGGGGUUACGGUAGAAUCAGAGAUGCUGAAUCAAUGGUCAGUGAUGACGACAACAGUGAAGAUGAUAUUGAUGACACUCUGGCUGCUGUUGUAAUCUCUCAGGGCUCAAAGCACAAGCUCCAGUUCCUCAUUGGUGACGAAGUUCUGCCGUUCAAUAUGACGGUUUACCAGGCAGUGAGGCAGUUCAGCUGUGCAGGUAUUGAUCAUUCUGAACCCGAGACGGACACAGAACCUCCACUGGGUCACGAUGCUGUCUGGGUGCAAACCCACACAAUAUACUACAGACCAGUUCCAGAGGAGGAAACAACUAAUUCACCCAAGCCAGGAUCUAGCUCUCAGAGUACAUCGAGUAGAAAGGGAAAAGGAAAGUCCACGAAGAUCAGUUCCAAGCGUAAAGAGGACAGUUUGUGGCUGGAGGGAGCGGUGCCCCCACCUCGCUGCCCCCUGGUCCCUUAUCUAUCUCCAACCCUGCCAUCAGUGACAAUCUCUGAUGCUUCCUUGGAUGGAUUGUGUCUCCUUCGACUGCUUCAUUCCUUGAACAGACACUGGGGGGUCCUCUUCCCACAUCUCAAGAGUGCAUCUCUCCUGUCGUCUCAAGACUUUAUCAAUAAUAAAAUCGCAGCAAAGGCCUAUCGACAGCUGCAGGACCCACUGGUCAUCAUGACGGGAAAUCUACCAUCUUGGCUGCAGCAAAUUGCCUCAGUUUGUCCAUUCUUGUUUCCCUUUGAGACUCGUCAGCUGUUGUUGUAUGCCACUUCCUUCGAUCGUGAUAGAGCACUGCAGAGACUUCUAGACUCGGCCCCAGAAUUAUCUGGCUCUGACUCACAGGAGCGUGUCACUCCAAGGUUAGAGAGGAGGAAACGAACGAUAUCGAGGACUGAUAUCUUCAAACAAGCUGAACAGGUAAUUCAGGAUCUUGCAUCGAGCAAGGCUCUUCUUGAGGUGCAAUAUAUCAACGAAGUUGGUACUGGCUUGGGUCCAACCCUGGAGUUCUACGCUCUGGUCUCGAGGGAAUUCCAGAGGGCUGACCUGGAGAUGUGGCAUGGGGCUGCUAAUGAAUCCAGCUACAUUCAUUCCACUCAGGGCCUCUUCACAAAGCCAACAGCCUGGAACACCAAGGUCCCAGCCCUCGCCAAGUUGAAGACGAGGUUCAAAUUCCUGGGAAAGUUCAUGGCCAAGGCCAUCUACGACUCGAGGAUGCUGGAUCUGCCCUUCAGUCUGACGUUUUACAGAUGGUUACUGGGGGAGGAGCACACUCUGACACUUGCUGACCUCGCGCACAUAUGCCCAGAUGUCUACAGAACGUUGAGCAAACUCCAGGAUGUUGUCAGGAGGAAAGAAGCUAUCGAGAGGGAUCAAACACUCAGGACCAACGAGAAGGCACAACUCGUCGAGAUGUUGGACCUUGAUAAUUGUUCCAUUGCCGACCUGGGGCUCGUCUUUGAGCUGCCGGGGUACGCGAACAUCGAGCUGAGGAAGGGGGGAAGCGAGGUCCCAGUGACGAUUCACAAUCUCGAUCAGUACAUCAAGCUGGUUGUACACUGGUUCCUGUAUGAGGGUGUCUUCAGGCAGAUGGAGGCCUUCAGAGAAGGUUUCGAGUCGGUUUUCCCACCGAGCCAAUUGAGGUUGUUUUUCCCAGAGGAGCUGGAGGCUGUGUUCUGUGGACAUCAUCAGAGUGGAGGACAGUGGGAUGUUAAGACGCUGCUGGAAUGCUGCAGGACCGAUCACGGGUACACUCCAGAUUCGAGGGCCAUUAGGUUCCUGUUUGAGGUGAUGGCUGAGUACAAUAGUGAGGAGCAGAGACAAUUCAUUCAGUUUGUCACUGGGUCACCGAGGCUGCCUGUUGGAGGAUUUAAGAGCCUUACGCCACCUCUAACGAUAGUUCGCAAGACAUUCGACCCAUCAAUGAAGACCGACGACUUCCUCCCCUCUGUCAUGACAUGCGUCAACUAUCUCAAACUCCCUGAUUACACAACCCUCGACAUAAUGCGCGAAAAGCUUCGAAUUGCCGCCCAGGAGGGCCAGCACUCGUUCCACCUCUCCUAGAAAUGGAUCCCAAGUCAUUUAUUAUUACUAUUACAUUUUUUUUCACGUGUUAUCUCAUUCAUCUCUCGAAAGCCCCGUAAAUAUCUCAAGAUACCAGUUUGCAGAGAAAAACGUCAACAUCUCGAGCAAAAAAUCUUCUUAAUCAUCACUUUCAAACUUUAUCCAUGAGAAAGUGCAUUAAUAAUUUUGAUAAAUUUUUGAUUCUGUGCCCCUGUCAAUUUAAAAUAAUAAUUUCCAUAAUCCCAAAAUGUUCUCAGUCAGUUAUUGAAAACUAAAGACCUUGGAAAAUCAAAUGGUCUUCGUUGAAAUGAAAACAAGAUAUUCAAAAAAACAUGAUGAAUGACAACAAACAAAACAAUGAAGAAAAAACACGUAAUAAGUUGUAAAUAUCUUAGUUAUCUCAACAUAGUUUGAUAUACGCAGGUUCAUAACAUAAAAAUAACUUUAUCAUACCGCUACGAGGCACUGAUUACUAACGGAAUUAUACAUUAUUAGAAAUCAAGAGGACGUUUACUAAAGUGUAAAUGAUGGUUUUGUUUUUUUUCCUUUUUUUUUAAACAGUGGUGCAUAAUGAAUUAAUGUGCAUCGCCAAAAUUAUCUUACCACGUGCUCCACGAGGACCCUGAGAGUGUGAACUAAAGAUUAUUAUUGAAAAUAAAAAUGAAAAAACAAUGUAAAAGUGGUUGAAUCGGGAUGGAUGGUUGCAUUGUUUCAUAAGUAGUGAGAGUAUCACGAAAAAUGGAGUCUAAAUGAAUUCAUGACAUUCGUAUUUCUCUUGUUCGUUGUGUUGUAAUCGAUCUCUUGUUUGUUCUUGCUGGUCAAUUGGGGGACAUCUUGGGAAAGGAUUUGGUUCGCCCACUGUGACAUGCGACAAACUAUAUUUAAUUUCAUCGAUCUACCAUUAUAUAAAAUUAUUUCAUAAUUUUUAGGUAAAAUAGUCAAAUUCAUUACUUUAUUUAGUCGUGUAAGGAUAUAGUUUACAUUGUCAGACCAUUUUAGAUUUUUUUGUGGGGCAGAGCGAGAUCGAGAGAUGAUUUUCUUUUUUUUUGUGGUUUUUGAGCGAAGGAACGAGCAGAAAAUAUUGCCUAUUUAAUUUUUAUCAUUGAAAAAGGUGAAAAUUAUUGGGUGGAUUUAAUCCAGUGAGUGGUCUGACGAUGCACCGACUGUGUUUGUUACAUCUGACUAUGUUAAAAUGUGUUAUCCUGUAGCCUUUUGAUAAAGUCCAUUAUGGCAACGGGGCGUGAUUCGAAGAAAAAAACUUGCAUAUUGAUAUGAACGAUUAAAAUGGCUAAAUUGAUUAUAUUUAUAUCAUUUGAGUAGUAUAAAACGUUUUGAUUUUACUUGAAUACUGAAUAUUUUUUGUUUCCUUUGAGAUCCUUGAAUAAAACACCAAUAGUAAGGAA
Diachasma alloeum is the source of this 8152-nucleotide messenger RNA. It is a transcript of the gene ctrip, whose product is annotated as E3 ubiquitin-protein ligase TRIP12. The coding region runs from base 627 to 6749 and encodes 2040 amino acids. The transcript has 5 exons. Gene Ontology annotation, biological process: regulation of double-strand break repair; DNA damage response; proteasome-mediated ubiquitin-dependent protein catabolic process. Gene Ontology annotation, cellular component: nuclear speck. Lineage: Eukaryota; Metazoa; Arthropoda; Insecta; Hymenoptera; Braconidae. Gene Ontology annotation, molecular function: ubiquitin protein ligase activity; zinc ion binding. The record is from RefSeq and is a predicted model, not a curated record.